Messenger RNA from Phanerochaete carnosa HHB-10118-sp, 371 nucleotides. RefSeq lists its product as uncharacterized. The transcript has a single exon. NCBI's taxonomy places the organism in Eukaryota, Fungi, Basidiomycota, Agaricomycetes, Polyporales, Phanerochaetaceae. The annotation marks the transcript as partial. The record is from RefSeq and is a predicted model, not a curated record.
AGACGAACGCUUGGCGCUAUAUCGCCACUUGGAAGCGUCCUUCCACCACGACGUAUCAGUCCGGCGUUUACUCCUUCCUGGAGAAUUUCAUCGACACUAGAGGUUAUGUUGGUCGCCAUGUGCAAUACGGCAACCAGUGGGCACGUAACACGAACGGUGCCUGGUCUGAGAUUACCACUGGUCGCUUCACAGGUGAUGCUACUGCGAACAAUGCGCAGCGCAUGGAUUAUGCCGGUGGCUUGGAGAACGGACAUUUCUACCUCCGCAAUUGCGGCUUCUUCUCAGAUUUUGUGCCGCUCAACCGGGACUUCACCCGCCUGGCCGCUGGCACUCAGCCAACAGUCGAUGUGAACACAUUACCAACCCAGUGA